Messenger RNA from Aureobasidium subglaciale EXF-2481, 582 nucleotides. RefSeq lists its product as uncharacterized. NCBI's taxonomy places the organism in Eukaryota, Fungi, Ascomycota, Dothideomycetes, Dothideales, Saccotheciaceae. The record is from RefSeq and is a predicted model, not a curated record. Bases 1 to 582 code for a protein of 193 amino acids. The transcript has a single exon.
AUGCCCACUCGAUCGUCUGAGCUCCUACUCAAAUCUGCAUCCGAAUGGCGAACCUGGCUCACCAAGAAUGGUCAGACUUCACGGGAAGUCUGGCUCGUCUGCGUCAAAGCGAAAGCACCCUCGAAUGUCAGAAAGCAUACCACCAUCACGUACUUCGAAGCACUAGAUGAAGCCCUGUGUUACGGCUGGGUGGACAGCAGAUGUGGAAAACGAGAUGAGCACACGUUGUACUGGCGGUUUACACCACGUAGGCCCAAGUCUACAUGGUCGGCACGAAAUGUUGGCUUCAUUGAACGUCUCAUGGCGAUGGGCAAGAUGGCUCCUCCAGGAAUUCUGACAGUAGAGGCAGCAAAGUCGAAUGGGCUUUGGGAUGCUGCGUAUUCGGCGAACGCCCCUGAAGAUCUGUUGGAGGAAGUGAGCAUAGCUGAAGCACAAUCUCAAAAGGCAUGGAAGAAUAUGUCAAAGAAGGACAAGUAUGCCUUGUUCGUGAGCCUGGGAAGCUCGCCGAUGGGGUCAGAGGCGAGGAGAAAGAAGAUCGAGGGUAUUGCCAAGAAGCUGACCCCUGACACCACCACGACAUAA